AUGAAUCAAGCACUGAUCAACGUCUGUCUGCUGCUGGCAGUCAGUCUGGCUCAGGGAGAUGACGUUCAAACCCUAUCGUCUGCCACCAGGGGCUUCUCCCAGCAGCUCUACCAGAAGAUCGCACUGGACAAGCCCAACACUGUCUUCUCUGGGUACAGCAUCCACUCGGCCUUGUCCAUGACCUUGCUGGGAGCUCGCGGAGAUACGGCUGCAGAAUUGUCCACAGUUUUGGGACUGACGGCCUUGACUGGCAACUCCAGCCACCUGGCCUACCGUGACCUCAUUGACCGGCUGAACAGCGCCGAAAAAGUCAAACUGCACACAGCCAACGCCCUGUUUGUGAAUCCCAACAUCCCCAUAGAAGCCCAGUUUGUGGCCGAUACCCGCACUUACUAUCAGGCCAAGGUUGAGAACUUUGACCUGGCGGCAGCAGGCGGCCCGGAGAAACAAAUCAACGUUUACGUGGAGAACAAGACGGAGGGAGUCAUCAAGGAUCUUCUUUCUAAAGGAAGCGUGAGCGCCUCCACCUCCACGGUGCUUGUCAACACCGUCUUCUUCAACGGCACCUGGCUGCGCGUGUUCUCCGCCGGCAAGACCCAGCCACGUGACUUCCGGCAGCUGGGCGGGAAAAAAUCUCAGGUGAGCAUGAUGAACGACGACCGGUCUGUGAACAUCAAGAGAAACGUGCUGGGAGCUGACGUGGCCGAGCUGCCCUUUGUCGGCAACCGGUUCGCUCUCUACAUCGCCCUGCCCACCAGCGUUGAUGGCAUCACCGAGUUGGAAACUGCCCUGGCUGUCCAAGGAAAUGUGGAGCAGCUCUUCCAGGGACUCACCUCUCGACGGGUCAAGCUCAGCAUCCCCAAGUUCAGGGUCGAGUCUCAGUUUGGACUCAACGAACCCCUGAAACAGCUGGGACUCGUGCAACCUUUCAGCCCCAGCAGUGCCAAUUUCCAGGGAAUCAGCCGCGUCGAUAGGUUGGUGAUCACCGAUGUCCUGCACAAGGCGGUCAUUGAGACCACCGAGACCGGGACCACAGCUGCAGCUGCGACGGCGGUCAUCGUGGGACUGACCUCGGUCAUGGAGCCACCAGCCGAGCUCUUCGAUGCUGACCACCCGUUUCUCUUCUUUCUGGUUGACAAGGAAACAAACAGCACUUUGUUCGAGGGAAAGUUCUCUGGUUAA
This is a messenger RNA of Candidula unifasciata, 1182 nucleotides long. The record is from the annotation of a GenBank genome assembly. Lineage: Eukaryota; Metazoa; Mollusca; Gastropoda; Stylommatophora; Geomitridae.